Molecule: messenger RNA, 3953 nt
Organism: Megachile rotundata (alfalfa leafcutting bee)
Lineage: Eukaryota; Metazoa; Arthropoda; Insecta; Hymenoptera; Megachilidae
Gene: Slip1
Product: SLo interacting protein 1
Molecular function (GO): protein binding
Source: RefSeq, a predicted model, not a curated record
AGCGUUUUUGUCAACGAAAAUUACGUAGAUUCCAUCGAAGGGUUAACACUUUUAAAGUAUAUUCGGAAGUAACGACGGAUUCGAAAGACGAAGUUUAGUUAGACGAAAAUGUUGUCGACACUUGUGCGUACCUGCAUUAUCGUAGCGUAGCUUAGGAACUUGGGUACUUUUAGUGUCGCAUUAUUUUCGAUUUAAUAGAAUUUAGUGAAAUUCCAUUCAGUUUGAUUAAAUUUCCAUUUGAUUCGAUCCUCUUUCGUUUCGUUUCACUCCGUUCCGUUCCGUUUCGUUUCGUUUCGUUUCGUUUCGUUCCGUUGAAUUUCGUGUUCGUUUCUGACGAAGCCAUUUGUUCGCACUGUUUCUGCUCCUGUUGGCAACGGUGUACAGUUGCGACUAUGGUCUCGAAACCGCUGGUCGCUCAUCCUUUCCACUCGUCCUCGUCGGACCGGACAGAAAUCGAUCUUUUCUCUCUUUCUAGCAUUUUCCAUUCCCUUUCUAUGGUGGUGUACGCGUAAGAUAGCUCGAUCCCGUUCCAUCUUAUGGCCGAGACACGCCUCCCACUCGUGGCGCGCGACCGCUGUCGGAUCGUCGCGGAUGGUCGGAUGUCGGGGAUUCAGUCGACGCCGAACCGGCACGCGUGCUGGCCGAAUCGUUUCGUACGCGUUGCAUCGUGUUUUGCGUUUUGCAUCACGCCACCGCGUCGUAUCGGCUCUCCUAUUCGCGCCACGUUUCGUUCCGUUCCGUUCCGAGUUUCGCACCGCUUCGUUUUACGAAGAGAUUUUGGCCUCGCGUUCGGUCGCGCUUACGAUCGGUCCGUAAGAGUGUGCGCGCAUACCAGCGCAACGAAAAACUUGUGGAAGCUCGUUCCGUGGUCGUAGAUCCGCGAAAACGCGCGCAGCCAUGCUAGAUCAUCGGAACGAGGACGAUCCAGCUGCUCGGUGUCGCGUGUGAACGCGUUUCUUGUACUUCCACGAACGGUGAAGAAACAAGUGGAAAGAAGUGACGCGUGCAAAGUUUUUCGGUGGAUCGCUGUUCGAUUUUCUGCUCCGCUAUACGAUUUCCUCGUUCGAUUUUCGGCUCGUCCUCCAGGUUCUCGACAACUGGACGUUUUCGCUUCCGUUUUCGGAUCUUGUACCCUUCGUUGCUUUUCACCGAGAAACGUCGUCGACGAGAUCCGCCGUGGACGUCGGAACGAACAGAUAUGGAUUUCGUGAUUUUAAAGGUGAACGGACAAGACGUGUCGAACUCUAGUCACGAGGAUGCGGUGCGUUGCUUUCAAUCGGCCCAGGAACCGAUCGUCGUCGAGGUGCUUCGCCGGCAGUCGGUGGUGCACGGACAACGAACCGCGUGGAAGGAGCAGGAGAGAAACGAGGAGAAGACGAUCGAAGCGAACAAGAGGGAACAACAGCCGGUGAACGUUUGUCCGACUUUGGUAUCGACCGCGGUGCAGACCGAUUGGGCCGGUCUCCUCGAAGAAGCCGAAGAGGAGAUGUCUCUCGACGCGAACGACCAACCGAACGACGCCUUCGAGCAUUUCCUCGCGCACGACAUCGAUUUCGAGGAAGUGACGUUACGGAAAACGGGAAGCGCCGAGAAGCUGGGACUCACGGUGUGUUACAGCUCGGGCUCGGGUAGCGAGGACGCCGACACGGAGGUCUACAUCUCCGAGAUAGUUCCGGAGAGCGUGGCGGCGCGAGACGGUCGAUUAAGGGAAGGCGACCAAAUAUUGAGGGUGAACGGAAAGGACGUGGCGAACAAAGAGCAGACGGAGAACCUGUUCGCCGAGACGAAGAACGCUGUAACCAUUCUCGUCAGUCGAUGCCUCUAUCAGGACGACGAGUACGAGGACAGACGCGCUUAUCGUCGGGGCUCGCCGUCUUUCUCGCCGGAUCAUCUACCCUCCUACCAGAACAGUUUGAUCGAACAGUUGAUCCGGCAACAACAGCAACAAACGGAAGAACGUACCAAAGAAACGGAACAGGACGGUUCCUCGUUCAAGCCUCCUCCACCGGUGCCCUCUCACACCGGCUCUACCACGAUCGUCACCGUCGCCACCGCCGCCGCCAUCGCGACCACCACCACCGCCGCCACCACCGUUAUCACCACUACCGCCACCACCUCCUCCUCGUCGACCUGCUCCUCGUUAAACUCGCAAAAAUCCGGAAGAAACGCAACGUCGCCGGCCCGUCAAACGGAUCACGAUCGCAAACAAAUCGUACCGGAAGCGCUCAAGGACUGUUCGAAAAGGAUGGAGGGGCUAUGCUUGCGAUCGAGUCAACAGUCGUCAAACUCGAACUGUGCCGGUCCAGGCUCGGUGAAACUGGCCGACGCUUAUUCGAAUCACGCGUGGAACGAAACGGAGCACAUCUACGAGACGAUACCGGAAUCGGACAGUGAACCGAUCUACUCGUCUCCGUACGAGCAUCGUCACUGGCCCCAGUCGAAUCAUUGCGUCGCGCUCGCGACACCGACCACUGCCGCGACCGUGACCGCGACCGCGACCACGACCCUGACCACGACCCCGACCGUCACCGCGUUCGCGAACGCCUCGCUGCCGAUAACGUUGCCGAUAACCACGAUUUCGACGACGAACGCGAGCGUCGUUCCAACGAUCGUUCCACAGAUCGGCAGAUGGUACUGUUCGUCGAAGAGCAACAGCUCCGGAGAGGAGAAGGACAGUUCGAGCGCGUACAACACCGGUGAAUCGUGCAAUAGUAAUCCGCUGACGUUGGAACUGCAACGAGGCGAACGGGACCAUCACAAAAGCACGUUGGUCCUUUGCCCGCCUAAAACGCCAACGGCGCAACAACAGCAACAAAGACUGGCUUGCACUUGUCUCGCGUCCGCGAACAAACAGACCAAGAGUCAGUCGACGAGAAGAGGCUCGGGCGCUCAUCAUUUCAGGGAUAGGGGAAUAGUCGAUCCGACGACGACGAACUCCACCACCACUACCACCGCCGCCGCCGCCGCCGCCACCACUCUCGUCGUCGCCACCACCACCGUUACCGCUACCGCCACCUUACCCGCCGACACCAUGUACACGAACAUGGCGAAUCUGCAACAGACGAUGCUUUUGCAGCAGCAGCUGUUCAAACGAGCGCUCGAUCGAAGAAACUCGACGGUCGUCGCUCUCCGGGACAACGGCGGUACCGCGAAAAAGUCGAGGUCUCACGGUAACUUUCAAGCCCCGAAUCUGACGCGGUAUCAGUUCAUCGGAAGUCAACAAGUGUGCGCUUCGAGCCCCUGGGUACCGCCCGAGGGCAAAGGAAACGACGUGCAGAUGGAAUGGAAAGUGAAGAGGAGAGCGGACGGGACGAGAUACAUCGCGAGGAGGCCGGUCAGAAAUCGCAUUCUCAGAAACAGAGCGAUCAAGAUAUCCGAGGAACGGGCUGGUCAUAGCACGGAAGACGACACCAUGUCGGAAGCGAAGAUCGGCAGAUACUGGACCAAGGAGGAACGGAAAAGGCAACUGGAACGCGCUCGCGAGCGUAAACAGAGACAGCAGGAACUGAUGUUGCAACAUCAUCACCAACAGCAACAGCUUCAAUCGCAGCAGACCAACCAGUUGCUGAUCUGCGAACACGGGGACGAGAAAAUCGCGAAGAAACCGUUCAACAUAUUGGAGCUUAGUCACAAGAAGAUGGCUCGCAAGAAAAACGCUCUCGAUGAUUUUACCACCGUUCAGGAGAUGUUGGUCCAUGGAAACAGAGUCGGUGGAACAGCAGGUUCGGGAACCGGUGGGAAACUGAUGGGUCUUCUCUCGGUGACGACUGUCUGAGUCGUUUUCCCCAAACUUUCGCCUUUCUCCCUUUGUCUCGUCCUGGUCGCUUCCUACCACUUCGUAUAUAGAUAUAUGGAUCGAUCGAUCGAUCCACGCCCCUGUUCCUCCUUGCGAGCACACCACUUUUUUUUUUUUUUUUUUUUUUUUUUUUUUUUUUUUUUUUUUUUUUUUUUUU